Messenger RNA from Clupea harengus (Atlantic herring), 3093 nucleotides. RefSeq names its product protein MMS22-like (gene mms22l). Gene Ontology annotation, biological process: replication fork processing; double-strand break repair via homologous recombination. The transcript is spliced from 19 exons. Gene Ontology annotation, cellular component: nuclear replication fork. The record is from RefSeq and is a predicted model, not a curated record. Lineage: Eukaryota; Metazoa; Chordata; Actinopteri; Clupeiformes; Clupeidae. The coding region runs from base 1 to 3093 and encodes 1030 amino acids.
AUGAUCAAGAACAAGUACAACCGUGGCCAGUUCACCCAAGCCCGCUACGACUUGAACGUCAUGCCCGUCUGGCAAAGAAACAUCACUGGACGUGGAGUUGUGGUGACCAUCAUAGACGACGCUGUGCGGAGCUCCAUGCGCUGGCCUGACACACCCCGGGACACUGUCCAUCUUUACCAUUCGGCCCGCUGCACCCGGACCCUUAAUUAUGAUGUCAUCUUUAUGGGACUGUCAGCCAGCGGUGAGCAGAGGCCACACAGGAGGGUGAGGCCCACAGAGGCCAUGUCCAGCCACCACUACCACUGUCUCUGCACCAAAGAACUCUGGGUCCUCCUCAUCCACCUCCUGGAGCACAGGAGCAAGACCACACACACUCCUUCGUUUUGGGGCUACGUGACACCGCUUCUGCAGAAUCUCCUGAAGGGGGCGCCAGCGGCGGGCCAACGCCUCCCCAGCGUCGGCAAAGACCCCCUGGGCUUCACCUGGUGGCUGGUCACACACCUGGCUCAGUUGGGCCAGUACAGCCGAAACGGCUCGCUUCACACUGAGAAACAGUUCCAACUCGAGCACAACUGGAGUUUUGUGUGUGAGCUAUUGAAGUCCACCUGUGAUCCAAAGGGGAGUGUUCAGGAGGAACAGAUCCGAAUGCAUGUGCAUUGCUGCCUGAGUCUGACUAUGCUGUGGGAGCCAAACACCAUCGCGGUGACUACCCUCUGGGAGUACUACAGCAAGAACCUGAACGCACCCUUCGCCGUGCCCUGGUUGGGUGUGAGCGGGCUGGGCAGCGUGAGCCGCAGCCCGCUCUCUCUGCUGGAGAUGGCCCAGGCCUGCUGCUUGCCGACGCCGUUGGGUUCCGCCGAACACACGCAGCUCUACCGCGCCUGCAGCUCCUUCUCCAUAUUCCUGCGCGUGCUCGCCCUGCACCUCAGCCAGGAGAACGCAGGUGGAGCCCCCUGGAGGCAGAUCAAGGGCAGGAUCUACUCCAAGUUCCACCAGAGGCGCAUGGCGGAGCUGUCCGAGUCGGGCCUGAUGAACUUCCUGCUCCUUUUCCUGGUUCUGGCCCGCAGCGCCGAGCUGGAGGACGUGACGGGCCGGGCCUACGACCUCAUGGCCCUGCUGCCGGCGGGCUCCAUGCCCCCGGCCCACCGGGCCCUGCUGUGGCGCGGCCAGCUGGCGCUGCUGCUGCUGUACGUGGGCCGCGGUCUGGACGCAGGGGCCCACGCCGAGCGCCUGGCCACCUCCUUCGCCCAGGUGGCCCGCGAGUUCUACCUGAAGACCACGGAGCCGUCGCGCAAGCUGGCGCUGUGGCAACCCCUGGGGGCCUACCUGGAGGGGGUGGCGGAGGUGCUGGAGACCAGCGGGCACCUGUGCCAGGCCGAGGAGAGGCUGCUCAACGAGGGCUUCGCCAUGCUGCUACCCGCCUGCAGGCAGUCCGAGCUGGCGUCCGCCCUGGGGUUCCUGCAGAAUGCACUGGCACAGCUAAGGCGUGUUCACCAGCGCUGUUCUCAGUCCACAUCCUUUGGCCCUUCAUCCUCCUCUGGCUGGACCCCUCCUCCCUCACUGGCUAAAGAGCACCACCUGGCGGUAGCCUCCGCACUCUGGACUCACUUCUUCCCUUUCCUGCGCAGCCUGCGCCUCUCCCAGACCCCCCCUCCACAGCUGGCCGACGCCGCCGCAGGGUUUACUGUCCUUGCGUUGGACAUGCCCAGCUCCGCCCCUCCGGACCUCCAGCCCCACCCAGUCCAGUCCAUCAUGCAAUGCUUCGGCUGGGACGAGAUGCUCCACCCCCUGCUGGUCAGCCGCUACCUCAACCACCUGCUGCAGAACAGUGAUGUGGUGGCGAGUGUGGGUUCGGCGCAGGGAGUGUGUGUACGGGCGUGGCUGAGGUGUGUGCUGCAGCAGCACCUGCACAGGAGCACGGAUGGCACAGAGAGCAGAGCAGGCAGGGCUCUGGAUGAGCAGUUGUGUGAGUUGACCAGGCUGGUCAUGAGGCUGCCAGAGGUGGAGUCUGUGCUACAGAGAGCAGGACUGCAGCCCUCUGCUGUUAAAACAGAGCCCAAACCAGCACUCGCUGUCUUCAUCAAGGCCGUGGGCAGGGUGUAUUCUGGCCUGCAGCUGUUAUCCGAGCGCAGCACCAUGGUGACGCAGGCUCUGGACUACGUUGGCGACAUCCUGAAGUACAUCAAGCCCUACCAGCUGAACAAGAGCCAGGAGGGCCUCCAGCUGUCCUACUGGGCAGUAGGCUGUCUGGUGAAACACUGGGGCCCUCUGCUGGCCACCUCUAAAGCCCAGCAGCUGCUCUUCCGCAUCGUCGACUCCCUGCUGCUCCCUCAUUCGCUCUUCCAGCAGGACCCGCCCACGCAGGUGCUGUCUGCGCUGAAGGAGAGCCUACCGCUCUACCUGCAGGGUCUGGCGGUGGCAGUGGGCGUGUCCCAGUCCCAGGGGGCGCAUCUCAAGAAGCAGCUGCGGAGCGUAAUCAACCAAUACCUCGGCCGCUUCCUCCCAGCCACGCCUUCCAUGGGCGCCAUAGCCAAUCACCCUGUCCUGCUGGCUGCCUGUGAGGCCACACCCACACCCAGAGGGGCGGGGCUGAGGGGGAAUAUCCUUCAAGUGCUGAACGACAGCUUCCUCCAGUUCAAAGGCCACGCCCCUCCUCCCCGACUGGCGGCUGUCCUCGCCUUCCUAUUGGAGCUCCUGAGACGGAGCGCUGACACAGACCCCGCCCUGCUGACCCUGCCCCUGCCCCCCCUGCUGCGCUGCCUCAUGCUGGUCAACGAGCCUCAGGUGAGGCGCUUGAGUGCUGAGGCAGUGCAGCUGGUGGUGGAGAGGUGCGCCUCCUCAUCUGCUGAAGGCCACUGUGAGCAGACCGUCUCCAUUCUCAGGACCUUUGUGGAGGAGAAUGAGGGUGUGUACGACCAGCAGAUGUACAGUGUUCUAGAGACUGUAUCUAUUGUGGACCGGUGUUCAGUGGAAACUCUAAUUCCAGUUCUGUCAUUAAGCCUGCGGAACUUAGAACAGAAAAGAGGCCUGGGGAGAAAUACUUCACUAAGGUAUCGCCACCGUCUGACCCACUACUGCAAGAUGUCUAUAUAA